AUGCGGAUACCGAAUCGUUCUCCCCCGAUCUUGAGGAUCGCCAACGGCUCCUUCUACCGCCACCAUCCCAACACUCACACGACGCAGCCGAACCCGCCUCUCUUCACCGACCUGAACCUCGAGCUGCCCUCCUUUGCCGAGAAAAAGAGCCAUUGGUGCAUCGUCGGGCCCUCGCUCUCGGGGAAGACGACGCUAUUGCAGGUUCUCAGGGGACAGCACCUUGCGAUCCCGCCCACGGCGCGUACGUACCCGUACCUCUCCACCGAUGAAGUUCCCGCACGUCUACGGAGCGCGAACAAAGCGAUACAGUACGUCGGCUUUGACGGCGACAACGGGCUGGGUGCCAGCCAUACCACGAGCGCGUACCUCGCCGCGCGGUACGAGUCGAGGAGGGAGAAAACGGAUUUCUCGCUGAGGGACUAUCUUCUCGGCAACACGGAGCUGAACCCGCUGGAAACGCUUCCCGGUGAGGAGGACCUGAUACCCCGGGCGCUCGUGGAGAGGGUCGUUGCGGACCUGAGGCUGGAGCCGCUGCUGGAUCUACCCGUCGCGUUCCUGAGCAACGGGCAGGGGAGGCGGGCGCGCAUCGCGAGGGCGCUGCUGGCGACGCCCGAGAUGCUACUGCUAGACGAGCCGUUUGUGGGGCUCGAUCCGCCGACGGUGGCGUCGCUGAGCCCCGUAUUGAGGGUGCUGGCUGAGCGGGCGAGCCCGCGGCUCGUACUCAGUGCGCGGCCGCAGGAUCCGUUGCCCGAGUGGAUCACACAUCUGAUUUAUUUGCGCAGUGACUGCCAGAUUGGUUCGAUGGGUCCCAAGACCGAGGUGCUGGAGGGGCUCAGGAAGUAUGUUCGGGGUGUUUGGAAGGGCGGGCUGAAGGAGGACGAGAGGCUUCCUGUGCACUCGCUCAUGGAGAUGGGCAAGGUUUUGACAGCCAAGGGCGUGGAAGGGGACGGGCUUGUGGCGGCGAGCGAGAAGGAUCUGCAUGCUGCUAAGUCUGCCGCUUCUACUAAAUUGUCGACUGCGGAGACGGCUGUUGGUGAGCCGUUGGUUGAGAUGGAUGGCUGUCAAGUGAGGUAUGGAAGCAAGAUUGCGCUGGGCAACUGGUCUCAGGACACGCCGUCUGGGCCCAAGGACGGGUUGAUAUGGACUGUCCGGAGAGGAGAGCGAUGGGGCGUGUUUGGUCCAAACGGGUCGGGCAAGACCACUGUCGUCUCGCUUCUAUGCUCCGACCACCCUCAGACGUAUUCUCUUCCCAUUAAGCUAUUCGGCAGAAGCAGACUACCCGAACCUGGUUCUGGCCAACGACCUGUCACGUUCUGGGACAUACAGUCACGCAUUGGACACUCGAGUCCGGAGGUUCAUCAGCACAUGCCCCGCGGCCUGACUGUUCGACAAGUCCUGGAGAACGCCUGGGCAGAUACGUUCAAAGGCAUCCCUGUCCUCGACGACGAAGCACGCGGCAAAGUCGAGGCGACGUUGCAAUGGUUCACGUCGGAGCUCAACCCGGGAUAUCAAAAGGCUUCCUCUACCACCGCAAGUGGCAGCAGCAGCAAUGAUCUCUCCUGGUCAGACAACUACCUCUUUGGCGGCCUAUCCUUUAGCGCCCAGCGGAUCGCGCUGUUGCUGCGGGCUGUCAUCAAGAACGCUGACGUGGUGGUGCUCGACGAGGCUUUCAGCGGCAUGGACGACGCGGUGCGGGACAAGUGUAUGCUCUUUCUCGCUUGGGGGGAAGAGAAGGCAUACAGCGGGGAGCGCAUCGUGGACAGCGAGGUCGCCAAGACGGGCCGAGUGAGGGUCAAGGGUCUGAGUGACCGGCAGGCGUUGAUCUGCAUCAGCCACAUCAAAGAGGAGGUGCCGGAUUGCGUGCGGGAAUGGAUCUGCCUGCCUGAGGCCAACGAAGGGUUGCCAGCGCGGUUUGGACGGUUUGAUGGGCCGUUGAGGACGGAUGAGAAGCGGUGGAGGGCGCUCUGGGGCGUGUGA
Colletotrichum orchidophilum is the source of this 1977-nucleotide messenger RNA. RefSeq names its product ABC transporter. The transcript has a single exon. NCBI's taxonomy places the organism in Eukaryota, Fungi, Ascomycota, Sordariomycetes, Glomerellales, Glomerellaceae. Gene Ontology annotation, molecular function: ATP binding; ATP hydrolysis activity. The record is from RefSeq and is a predicted model, not a curated record. Bases 1 to 1977 code for a protein of 658 amino acids. Gene Ontology annotation, cellular component: mitochondrion.